Puccinia triticina is the source of this 204-nucleotide messenger RNA. RefSeq lists its product as uncharacterized. Gene Ontology annotation, biological process: DNA-templated transcription. The coding region runs from base 1 to 204 and encodes 67 amino acids. NCBI's taxonomy places the organism in Eukaryota, Fungi, Basidiomycota, Pucciniomycetes, Pucciniales, Pucciniaceae. Gene Ontology annotation, cellular component: RNA polymerase I complex; RNA polymerase III complex; RNA polymerase II, core complex. The transcript has 3 exons. The record is from RefSeq and is a predicted model, not a curated record. Gene Ontology annotation, molecular function: zinc ion binding; DNA binding; DNA-directed RNA polymerase activity.
AUGUCUCAACCGUACGUCCAGAUAGCGAAUGCCCAGCCCGGCUUUGGAAGGACAGCCGCCCCAGCUCCGAUCACAUACCUAUGCGCCGAUUGUGGCAAAGAUAACAGCAUCAAACCCCGCGAGCCGAUCCGAUGCCAGGAAUGCGGUUGCCGUGUGAUGUACAAGAAGCGAAUAAAACGAAUGGUUCAAUUCGAAGCUCGGUGA